This is a messenger RNA of Folsomia candida, 1492 nucleotides long. RefSeq lists its product as uncharacterized. The transcript is spliced from 2 exons. Lineage: Eukaryota; Metazoa; Arthropoda; Collembola; Entomobryomorpha; Isotomidae. The record is from RefSeq and is a predicted model, not a curated record. The coding region runs from base 144 to 1133 and encodes 329 amino acids.
AGAACUUGGUUCUCAGUCAACCGAUUGUCAAAUAAUGUUCUGUCUGUGUGGUUCAUGAUUCGGGAAUUGUUCAGUAGUUGACGUGGAUUAAGGGGAUUAACAAGUCUUGAAAUAUAUUUACCAAAAUUGAACUUUCUAUAAAGAUGGAAGUCAAUAAUUUUGAAACAUUUUUUCCAUCGACAACAACACCAACGCCAACAACAUCGUCUCACCCCACAAUCAUGUACAGUCAGCCCUUCUCCCAACCACAAACAAGUGAAGAAAGUUUCUCAUCAACAAUGUCAACAGUACCGGAUGUUCAUAGUUUUGAGACUCAUGUGGCCACACUAUCUUCUUCCAUAACUUCGUCUGGAGGUGGUAUAGAGUUGUCAACCAGCGACAACAAAGGCUCUGAUUUUGAAGCAUUUGAGAAAAUCUUGUUUGGCAGUCAUUACGAUCAUGAUUUUGCAAGUGACGAGUUGGAAGAGUUGCUGAAAGACUGUGAUGCCAUAAGUUUUGACGAUGCCUUAUCAAUUAAACAAACUACAAAUAGCGUGUCUCAAUUUGCCUCCACGGUUGAAAGUGUAAACCCUCAUUUUACAUUCACAUUUCCCAUUGUCUCUUCCCCCAACAAUGAACAUGUCUCGUGUAUAAGAAAAGUAACAAUUGAAUUCUCUUCGACGUCCAGUGUGCAUCACGUCGCUGAGAUACGUUUCUCGCACGAUGGAUCCCAAAUCCCUCCCCCUCAACCCCGAAUAACCUGUCAUAAACAAAAAAAUAAGGGCACACGACGAGGAAAGACGACUGCGCAACCACGAAGGAAGCUGUCAUCUUCAGGGGCAGUUGCUGUGCCGAAGAAUCCAAAGGCAAAACCUAGAACAGCAGUGGGGACGACGUCGUCAUCUAAGACGAAAAGGGGUGCAGCGAAAAAGAAGGAAGGCGAAGCUAAAAAGACGAACGGCAAACCCAAAAAACAAACCACCAAGAGAAUAGUUGCGAGAAAGGCGAAGGUUGAGAAUGAAAAAGUCUGUCCAAUGCAGUGUCGAGUAGUUUUAACGAGAUUGCCAGAAAGUCAGUCACUGUCACUGUCACGUAAGUCGGAAAGGAUAAAAUAUUAUCCUUAUCAGAAAUAUGGAUCUGAUAAUUAUUUUUGAUCUGGAAGCAUCAAUUACGCAAUAUACGUCUUUUUAAAUCUGAAUAUUGAAUUGAUCUUACGUCAUGUGUGACUUUACUGCAAACACUUUAAAGUAGGCAGCCCAAGGUUUAGGGUUAUUUGGAGCAUGAAUGCAAUUAUGUAGAUAAUUAGUCUAUAUCAUAUCAAGUCUAUAAUUAGCAGUUCAUAGUUGUGCAACAUUGAUUACAUAUAAGUAAAACGAGAUUUUUAUUUAGUAUUUUCGUAGUUGGUCCGGACAACUUUGUAUAAUAUAUAAAUGACGAUAUACAGCUCGAUUGUUAAACACCUGAUUAAUUGCGCCUUUAAUAAACAUCAAGUUUUGCUGUUCUAUUAUUACAA